AUGCUGACUAAGCGCUGCACCCAAAAACUUCCCGCGCACCUUUACACAUCGACACCCUCCAGAAUCACCAUGUCGCCGCGCUUAGGACUCCAAUCGCCCCUAUGGGGCUCAUUGAUCACUCCGAUUUCAGUUCGAUCGUUCGGUAUUAGAUCACUCACCCCCCCUAAGCCCAGUCGCUACAAUGUCGGACCUGGUCUGCCCAUUCUCGAAUCGUCUCCCGAAGCAGCUCUUCGUCGCAAAGCCAAUUCUCUUCCCCUCCGUGCCGGUGCUAUUACAAUCAAGAAGGGCAUGACCGCCAUUUUCGAUCCUGAGACAGGGAAGCGCACCCCUUGCACUGUCCUGCAGCUGGAUCGUGUCGAAGUUCUCUCGCACAAGACUGUUUCGAAGCAUGGAUAUUAUGCGGUGCAGGUUGGUGCUGGCUGGAAGCACCCCCGCAAUGUGACCAAGGCUCUCCUGGGUCAUUUCUCCGCCCAUGGCUCGUCGCCCAAACGCCAUAUCUUCGAAUUCCGUGUCAAGGACGAGGCUGGUCUGUUGCCCAUUGGUCAAAGCAUUGAGGCAGGUUGGUUCCAAGAGGGACAGUUUGUUGAUACUCGCUCCAACACCAAGGGUAAGGGCUUUGCUGGUGUGAUGAAGAGACAUGGAUUCGGUGGUCAGGACCGUAGUCACGGUGUCAGUUUAACGCAUCGUUCGAUGGGUUCCUCCGGUCCUGGUCAGGGUGGUGGUUCUCGUGUGUACCCCGGCAAGAAGAUGGCCGGAAACAUGGGUAACACCCAGAACACCGUGCAGAACUUGAAGAUCCUCAAGGUGGACUCUGCCAAUGGCAUUGUGGUUGUGAGCGGUGCGGUCAGCGGUCCCAAGGGCUGCGUCGUGCGAAUUCAAGACGCCAUCAAGAAGCCUUGGCCCGAGGUGCCGGUGGAAGGUGAAGAGGCCGUGAAGGGCGAAGCUACCGCGGCUGCUUAA
Molecule: messenger RNA, 960 nt
Organism: Penicillium olsonii
Lineage: Eukaryota; Fungi; Ascomycota; Eurotiomycetes; Eurotiales; Aspergillaceae
Source: the annotation of a GenBank genome assembly